AUGGGUCAAAAUUCGAAUCUAGAAAUUUCAUCUAAUUCUCCAAAAUAUCGUUUCAAGUACGCUCCCUUGCCCAUAAUUAAUAUCACUUGGACCCAUUUGGUCACAAUUUACGGAAUUUAUUUAAUCCUCUCGGGUCACAUUUAUUGGAAAACAAUAAUUUUUUCUUGGAUUUACGGUUUCUGUGGACAAAUCGGAGUACAUGGGGGUGCACAUAGAUUAUGGAGUCAUAAAAGCUAUAAAGCCAAACUUCCCCUCGUUUUGGUACUCGUUUGGUGGCAGACCAUAAGUGGACAGAACUCGAUCUAUGAAUGGGCCCGAGAUCACAGGGUCCAUCACGCCAACACAGAAACAGACGCGGACCCCCAUAAUGCAAAACGUGGCCUUUUCUUUUCCCACAUUGGCUGGCUCAUGGUUCGAAAACAUGUCGAUGUUAUCGCAGCGGGGAAAAAGAUGGACCUCUCUGACCUUGAGGAUGACCCUGUCAUCAUGUUUCAAUACAGACAUUACAAAAUUCUUGCGACAAUUUUCACAUUUGGGGGACCUAUACUUUUCACAUGGUACUUUUUUGGAGAGAGUUUGUUCAACAGUUGGGUCAUGGUUGUUGUCCGGUACGUGCUGAGUCUUCAUGGAACAUUUCUGGUAAACUCGUGGGCCCAUUGGUACGGGACGAGACCGUAUGAUAAAAACAUUAAUCCAUCGGAAUCAAUAUUUACAUCUGUUUUUUCUGGCGGUGAAGGCUGGCACAAUUACCACCAUACGUUUCCCUGGGAUUAUAAGACUGGAGAACUUGGAGGUCAUAGGUUCAGCACGACGACAAUGUUUAUAGAUGCGUGUGCAAAAUUGGGAUUAGUUUAUGGGAGAAAGUCCGUGUCUGGUGAAGUGGUCAAGAAGAGAAUGCAGAGAACUGGGGAUGGCUCCAGUUAA
This is a messenger RNA of Folsomia candida, 924 nucleotides long. Its product is annotated as acyl-CoA Delta(11) desaturase. Gene Ontology annotation, cellular component: endoplasmic reticulum membrane. The transcript is spliced from 4 exons. Gene Ontology annotation, biological process: unsaturated fatty acid biosynthetic process. Lineage: Eukaryota; Metazoa; Arthropoda; Collembola; Entomobryomorpha; Isotomidae. The record is from RefSeq and is a predicted model, not a curated record. The coding region runs from base 1 to 924 and encodes 307 amino acids. Gene Ontology annotation, molecular function: iron ion binding; stearoyl-CoA 9-desaturase activity.